Stegodyphus dumicola is the source of this 6740-nucleotide messenger RNA. It is a transcript of the gene tho2, whose product is annotated as THO complex subunit 2-like protein. The record is from RefSeq and is a predicted model, not a curated record. Gene Ontology annotation, molecular function: mRNA binding. NCBI's taxonomy places the organism in Eukaryota, Metazoa, Arthropoda, Arachnida, Araneae, Eresidae. Gene Ontology annotation, cellular component: THO complex part of transcription export complex. Gene Ontology annotation, biological process: mRNA export from nucleus; mRNA processing.
UGGCCAAGUUAUUCCUUCUGAAAAGCGCGUUAUAGUAUUGUUUUAAAUUUUAAAGGAAAAGAUGUAAAAUAAUGUUCCUAGCGUUUACAGAUUUCUUAACAGAAGACCCGGAGAAAGAGCAGAAAACAUCGCAUUCUGGCAUAUGAAGCUUUCUUUGAAGAAAUUUUGGACAUUGUUGUUAGUCAUCACUCUGCCGUUUCAGCAAAGGUAUCUUACUUGAAAUCGGGAGCGAUUUCUCUUAUUUAUAUACCAAAGUCUUUUUUAUUAUAUUAAGAAGUUUAGAAGUGUAUUUUUUUAGAAGAAGUUUUAAAAAUAUCCUGUCUGUUGGAAUGUGGUUGAUUUAUGUGUCUCAUAUCGAACUUAAUGUGUGUGGUCAGUUCACCUCUGCUCAACCCUGAAACGUAUCUCCGUUGCUGGUACUUCUCUGGAAUAAUGUUGCUGCUAUCUCAGUUUUUCACUUGUGGGAGAAAUCAAGGGGGUUCGUUUUUCCUGUCCAUUCCCAAAAAUUUAAUAAAUUAUCAGUCAAGUGCGUAUGUUGGCAAGUGCAUUAAUUCUCUCUUUCUGUAUAAGUCUAAAAGACGAUACGCUAUAUUCGAUUUUAGUUGAGAGUAUCUAGCAUCUAUAAAAAUAUGUGAAGUUGUAUAUAAUGUCGUCUGCAUUGGAAGUCUAAAAGUAAAUAUAUAGCAGAAUCUUCUGGAGGAAAAUGUACAGAUUCAAUGGCAGUCCUCAUGUCGUUUUCUUCUUAUUAUUUUCAUGAAGGUAAACACCAGUACAAUGGAAAAAAAAAAAGGCUUAUUGUCUUGCUGUUUAUACCUCCCUCUCAUAGGCAAUGUAUAGUAUUCUAAAUGGAAUAUUCCUUCAGGUAGUCGUAUAAAUCUGAAGAUCUUUCAGGAAAGCAGUAUCGUGGACUGUCUAACCCGUAAUACUUCACGCUGAAGAAUUACAUGUAUUUUAGGUGUCCCAUUCAAAAUUCAUCCAUUAAUGGACUGCAAAAAAGUGCUUUAAGUAAUGAUGUAGUGCUUUUAUUUUGGAAGUUCCUAAAAUUAAUAUUCCAAGAAGAAAAUAAUCAGGAUUGCCUGUAAAAUUCAUUUACUGAGAAGAAAAUGCACUGAAAUGAGAAUGAGAAGAUUAUUUUCAAGAUUGGUAUGAAAGUAAACUGCACAUUGCCAUUCCGUCCUUUACGAGCAUUUUGCAGAAGAGUUGAUGCUAUGUUUUCCAAGUUCAUCAUACUUCCUGGGAUACUAAUCCGACAGCGCAGAAAUUGACAUUUUUUUUGUGUUUGAGUCACCGGAAAAGAUGCAUAGGAACAUUAUCCUGUAAUGGUGAUAAAAAGUAUUAUUUAAAUCCUGUAAAAGAGUGGAUUGCAACAUGAUUACGUUAUCUGAUGGCCAUUGUAGAAGUGAUUGCUCUUACCUAAAACAUGCAUUGCUCAUAGGUUCCUGCUAAGAAUAUAUAACUUCAACUUCAUAAACUAAACCACUAUUUUCAUUUUAAUUUGAGUAAGAGAAAUAAUUACUGCUCUUUUGAGAAUCAUGGCAUCAGGUAUAAAUUUAGAUAUUUUUAAAAUAUGGGGUGAUAAAGAGAGGUCUGAAUUUGUUGCAGUCUGUCAAAGUGCUCUUCAGAAAUUACAAAAUUCAAGUUUAGUAUUUGGCACUGAGAACAGUGACUUAAAUUAUAUUUUGUAUGAAAUGUGCAGUCAGUGUAUGCUGGGUAGCAUACCAGCUGAAUCUGUAGUCUCUGCUCUGAGUGAAAUACUUCAUCUUCAUAAUGAGAUACCUUCAUUAAUUGCAGAUAUCCUAGUUGUUUUAGAUACUGAGUCCCAAAGUAGUGAAUCACAUGGAUUGCGAGAACGCUAUUUCAACCUUCUUCGUUACUGCAACAAUAAAAUUGUUCCUGAAUUCAUACUUAAGGAACGUUUAGAAUUUGAUACAUUGGGUGAUGCAGGUAUCAUGAAGUUACUGAGAAACACCCAGACAAAAUUUAUUAAAACAAAAACUAGACUAUUUUACAAGCAACAGAAAUUCAAUUUGUAUCGUGAAGAAAUGGAAGGUUAUGCAAAACUUAUGACAGAAUUGGCUCCACAGACUGGGGAAGAACCAAAUGUUGAAUAUACAUUGGAAGUUAUGCAGUCACUAAUUGGUUGUUUUAAUUUAGAUCCAAACAGAGUUUUGGAUGUCAUAUUGGAAUCAUUUGAGUAUAAAACUAACCUUUCUUAUUUUUUUACUCAAUUGUUGCAUUCUUAUUUUAGUACAUCAGAGACUACAAGUCAAGUAAUUGGGUUCAAGUUUAGUUUUUAUCAACAAGGUGAUUCAAAAGAAACACCUUCAUCAUUGUAUCGGAUAACAGCUUUUCUUUUGAAAUCUGGUGUUAUGUCUCUUGGACAGUUGUAUGGAUUACUCAGGCCUGAUGACAGUAAAAUACUAGAAGAACAUAAGCAAGAGCUUACAAAUGCCCAGCUUUAUGUUAAGCAGUUAAAUUCCUUGUCAACAAAUCCUGCUGAACCUGUCAAAGAUUCUGUUAAAAAUGAAGGUAAUAGGCUUGAAAAUGAAGAUAAUCAGAAAUUGGGUCUAUGUGCUGCAUUAUUAGAUGUUGCAGAUUGGAAACAUGCUCAGCAACUUAUGAGUUAUUUUCCUGAAUUUUAUGCUACAUCACAUUUGUUUAUAGCUAAAAAGUUAUGCAUGUUGAUACAUGUACUUAUAGAUGAUUUUUAUAAGAAGCAUAAUUUGUAUCCUCAAAUUAGGCAGGGAAAGAAAUUUGAACUAGAAUCUGGAGUUAAAGUAAAACCAAUUGAAAGUUUUGCUGAAUUAUUUGAUACAGUAUUCAGUAUGGUGCUUUCUCUGGGCCCCUAUUUACACAUUGAUCCAGUUCUCAUGGCAAAGAUAAUUCGUCUCUCAAGGUACUGGAUUUGUUCAAAAUCUAGUGUUCCUGAUUAUGGAAUGGCAGCAAUUUCAAAUGUGAUUGAUCAGUCUCUUUUGCCAUCAUUAUCAUUACUGGAAUGCAAUUGUUGUAUGGCUGAAGAACUUUGGAGUUUAUUAAAACUUUUUUCAUAUCAAGCCAGGUACAUGUUUUAUUUCCAGUGGAAGACUACUGCAAAUGUUUCUCACCCUCCUUUGAUUAAAGUGAAGGCUGAUACAUUAAAAAGACUGAAAUAUAUUAUGAAACGAUUAAACAAAGAUAAUGUUAAGCCAUCUGGAAGGCAAAUUGGAAAAUUAAGUCACAGCAAUCCAGGUUACAUAUUUGAUUAUAUUUUAUCCCAGAUUCAGACAUGGGAUAAUUUAAUAAUGCCUGUUAUUGAUUCUUUAAAGUACUUAACAUCAUUGUCUUAUGAUGUUUUGGCUUUCUGUGUUAUUGAAGCCUUGGGAAAUUCUGAGAAAGACCGCAUGAAGCAUGAUGGAACAAGCAUAUCCAUUUGGUUACAAAGUCUGGCAAAUUUUGGAGGUGCUGUGUUUAAAAAGUAUCCCAUAGAUAUUUCUGGCCUUCUGCAACAUGUUGCUAAUCAGUUAAUAGCUGGUAAAAGUCUUGAUUUACUUAUUUUAAAAGAAGUUGUUCAGAAAAUGGCUGGAAUUGAGGCUUCAGAAGAAAUGACUGCUGAACAGUUGGAGGCAAUGACUGGUGGAGAAUUGUUGAGAUCAGAAGGAGGCUAUUUUAACCAACUGAGAAAUGUUAAGAAGUCAUCACAACGUUUAAAAGAAGCUCUGUUAGAUCAAGACCUUGCAAUUCCGCUAUGCCUGCUCAUGGCUCAACAAAGACAAUGUAUUUUAUUUCAUGAACAAGAGAAUAGCCACAUAAAACUUGUAGGGAAGUUAUAUGACCAAUGCCAAGAUACACUUGUGCAGUAUGGUAGUUUUCUAGCUUAUAGUUUAAAUAUGGAAGAUUAUGCAAAUAGAUUACCACCUGUUUCUGUUUUGUUGAAUGAAUAUUCUAUUCAACCAGAUGUUGCUUUUUAUCUUUCUAGACCAUCCUUAAAUCAUGCCAUAAGUUGCAAGUUUGAAGAACUCAAAAAACAAGACAAAGCACUGAAAAACAUAAGUAGCUCCCAAAGUGUGAAGAAGUAUAUAGAGGUUGUAGAUUCUGUCAUUAUGCCAAUUGUUCAGUCUGUAAAGUCCAAUCAAGCCCACAAAAAAACAUGGGAGGAUUUGAAUCCACAGUUUUAUGUAACAUUCUGGUCUCUGAGUAUGUAUGACCUUGUAGUUCCUUCUGGAAGUUACGAGCGUGAAGUAAAUAAAUUGAAAGUUAUUCUGCAAAGUGAAGAAAAUAAAGAUGCUGGUAAAAAGAAGAAGGAAAGGGAAAGAUGUGAUAAUUUGAUUAUGAAACUUGUAGAAGAAGAGAAAAUGCAACAAGAACAUUGUGUCCGUGUUAUGGCUCGGUUAAAGAGUGAGAAAGAUGACUGGUUUCAGUCUAAGGCAGCAAAAAAUGAAACCAUUACUCAGUUUUUGCAGCUGUGUUUAUUUCCCCGUUGUAUAUUUACACCAGUUGAUGCUGUAUAUUGUGCUAAAUUUGUCCAUCUCAUUCAUUGCUUAAAGACACCCAAUUUCUCUACUCUACUCUGCUAUGAUCGUGUUUUCUGUGAUAUAACUAACACAGUUGCAUCUUGUACAGAAAAUGAAGCAAAUAGGUAUGGAUUAUUGUUGUGCUCUAUGUUGGAGACUGUAAUGAGAUGGCAUAGUGACAAAGCUAUAUUUGAUAAAGAAUGUGCAAAUUUUCCUGGGUUCAUGACAAAGUUUAAAGUUGCUGCCCAGACUGGUGAUUCAUCUGUUGAUCAUGUUGAUUAUGAAAAUUAUCGCCAUGUAUGCCAUAAAUGGCAUUUUAAAAUAACGAAAGCUCUUUUGAAGUGCUUAGAUUCUGGAGAUUAUGUUCAGAUUCGUAACAGCCUUUUGGUUUUGCGAAAAAUUGCACCAUAUUUUCCUGUUAUUGUUAGUCUUGGCUUAGCAUUAGAACGACGUAUAGAAAAAAUUAAAGCUGAGGAAAAGGAUAAGCGACCUGACAUUUUUGCAUUAGCUACUGUCUAUUCUGGAAUUCUGAAAGUCAAGAAACCUUCUUUAAUCCAAGAGAGUGAAUUUCAUUUAAAGGAAACUAGUCGAGCAAAUGUUAAUACUGUCCCUAUUAAACCUGAAGCAAUAUCUAGAAUUGAGAAGAGGGAAAGUGAAAAUGUGCCUGAAUCUGUGAAAGAAAAAGUGUCUAAAACAGAUUCAAAAGCUGACUCAAAUCGACUAAAAGCAGGCUCUGUAGAAAAAUCAAAUUCUAUUCCAUCAAAUUCACAGAAUUCUGGAAAAAGAAGUGCACGGAAUGACACAGAAUUAAAUGGCAUUGAAAGCCGAAGCAAAAUUGCGCGAGUGAAAGAAGAAAAGAUUAACCUUGAGAACACAAGUCCAAUGAGACGGGAAGAUAAAUCUAAUCUGAAAAAUGAUAUUGACAAAAUUCCUAACUCUAAAGAUGAUAAACGAGAUCGUAGGGAGGAGAGGCAUGAGAAAUCUUUAAUUAGCGAGAGAGAGAGUGUAGAAUCUAGUAGAGAUUCUCACUCUCAUCGUCAUAAUUUAGAAGUGGUAGAGAUGGAAAGAGAGCAUAAAAGAAGACGAGUUGAAGGAACUUCUUCUAGAAGCCCACGUGAGCCAGUAGAAAGAGACUCUCGUAGUGUGGAUAAAUCAAAAGCAGAUGAAAGAAAUGGAGGACGAGAGAAAAUAUCUGUUGAGGUUAAAAGUCACAAAGAAGUGGAAGCUCCUCUAGAAAAAAUUAAAAUUAAAGAAAAGAAAACAAAUAGGAAAAGGGAAUACCCUGAUGAUGGUUCCUCUGAACUUCCAAGACGGAGAAGACCAAAAUCAGAGAAAGAUGAUGAGGAUUCUGGGAAGCGUAAUAUGGAAAAUGAUCGUGAACUUAAAUCACGGAGAGAAGACAAAUCACCUGUUGUGUAUACUGGCAGUACCGACAGACGUAUUGAUCGUGAGGAGAAAAAGCAUCAUCGCUCUAGUUCAGUAUCUGGAGUGAAGAAACGAUAGUGAAAACUCCAUUCCAGCCAUUAUUAUUGUCCAGAAUUACUUGAUAGACUUUGCACUGCAAAAUAUCUUGUUGCCUGUUGCAUUUUGUAUUUUAUGAAUUUCAUAUUGCAUAUUGAGUAUUAAACAAGUGUCAUGUGCAAAGAGUACUUGUGUGAGAUGUUUAUACUACCUAUUUUUCAUGAGAUUAAAACAAGGUGCUCAUAAAUGCGUAUUUUUCUAAAGAAUUAGAAAUUUAUGAACUGCAUCCAUCAUUUGUUUACAAUUUAAAUUUUAAUUUCAUUGAAAUGAAGUUACUCCAACAUUUUUAAAAGGAUAUUUAUUUAAAUAUUCAAAAGAUCAUAGAUCAGGUUUUAACUAAUGUUUCAUUUAAUAGUGUUUUUGGUGUUCUAUAUUUAAAACAAUUGAAUGUUUAAUUUAUUAUUUUUCAAAGUGAUGAUGUAAAGCUAAUAUUACAUAAAUUCAGCAAAGGAAGUAUACAUACUUAUGCAUCAGUAAAUAUUCCUUAUAUAUUGUUAUGUUAUGAUGAAAUGAAUUUGAACUCAUUUUAUCAAAGGUUUAGUACAGUAAAUGUUCUUUCAUAUUUCAUAGCAUGUAAAAUCGUUUGUAAGUUUUAAAAAUUGCAGUUUUGUAUUAUUAUUUGUUACAAAAAAAAUGUUAUAUUUGACAAUACAAGUAGUGCAUUUCCUUGAUAAUUGUGAAAUAUUUGAAAACAUUUUUUAAAUUUUGAAUAAAAUCAGAUAUUCUUGA